Messenger RNA from Closterium sp. NIES-65, 934 nucleotides. NCBI's taxonomy places the organism in Eukaryota, Viridiplantae, Streptophyta, Zygnematophyceae, Desmidiales, Closteriaceae. The record is from the annotation of a GenBank genome assembly.
AUGGCGUCGCAGCGACCUCGUGCGGGCGAUGGGAGGAGUGAGGGGGUGAUGAGAGCACGGGGCGAGGGUGCGAGCGCGGGUGGGGGCAUGGGCCGACCGCAAGGAGGGGGCGGGACGGGAGGGGGGGACGGGCGGGAAAGGGCGAUGGGAGAGGGCGAGGGGGGUUGGCGAGGGAAGAUGCGAGGUGUGGGGGAAGAGGGGGACGGGCGCGGCAGCGGGCGCGGGGCAUCACGGGGGCUAGCGGGGCUGGAGACGGCGGGCGCCCGCGAGAGCGUGGUGCUGGUGGGGGCGGCGGCGUGGGUGGUGGCGCGGGUGGCGCUGCGGGGAGUGCUGCCAGGCGGCACUGUGGCGGCCAUGGCGGCUGUGUGGGCCGCCGCUGUGGGCGCUGAGUGCCGCGGCUGGGGAGCGGCCUUCCACGUGCUGCAGCCCAGGCUGGGCGCAUCCUCGCCGGGGCUGCACCUCGCUGCCAUCACGCCCUCCGCUGCCAUUGCCGCUGUCUGCGCCCUGCACCGCUCUGCACCGCUUUCUACUCCUCCCUCGUUCCCCCCCUGGCUGCUGGUGCUGCUGCACGCGUCCUUGGCGACCUCGCUGACUGCAGUGGCCGGCACGGCAGCCGCUGCUGGCCACCCUGCGCUGCGCCGAGCAGCACUCGAGCAGGCAGCAGCCAAGGGAGGGACGGCCGAGGACAGUGGAGGGGGGGAGGAGGGGGGCAGGAGAGGGCAUGCAGGGGGCAGAAGGAGGGGCGGGGGACGCGAGGAGGGCAGCGACGGGGGGCGCAUGGAUGCGGGCGUGGGGGCGUUCGAGCGGCGCUUCUUCGGCGCGUGGCUGGCCGCCGGUGCUGCUGCCGUGCUGCUGCUCUGCCAUGCCCAUGCUGACGUGGCAUGGCGGAUGGCAGCAGGUGAGGUAGAGGUGCAGAUGGAAUGCUCGGGGGCGG